Messenger RNA from Xenopus laevis (African clawed frog), 3818 nucleotides. RefSeq names its product heparanase 2 (inactive) L homeolog (gene hpse2.L). Gene Ontology annotation, biological process: extracellular matrix organization. The record is from RefSeq and is a predicted model, not a curated record. Bases 313 to 2049 code for a protein of 578 amino acids. Gene Ontology annotation, cellular component: extracellular matrix; membrane. Lineage: Eukaryota; Metazoa; Chordata; Amphibia; Anura; Pipidae. Gene Ontology annotation, molecular function: hydrolase activity, acting on glycosyl bonds. The transcript has 12 exons.
CAGCUGCUCCUAUUUUAAUCUCUGAUCGGCGAGCAAAUGGUUAAGGAUUCACCUUCCCAUGUGUUUCAGCAGCAGCAGCAGAAGAGCUUGUCUGCAGCAGGAAUCUCUUCAAUGGGCGGCGCUGUCUUGCUUGGCUCUAGCUGAAACCGUUGUAAAGGCUGGUCAGGGGCGUGGGUUUCCCUCCAGCAGCACCAAAACAUAGCAAAAAGGGCUUUUGUGACAUCCACUUGAGAUAAGUCCAAUUAGUUUCCCAGGGAGUCUCAUCUCCAAGAUAACGGAGUAAAGCAGACGCCUGCCUCUCCUGUGUGUGCCAUGUUCCUACUCAGCUCUUACCUCCUCCAACUCCUACUCAUAACUUUACUACUCUCCCACUGCCCAUGUUCCUGCCAACCCGGAGACAGAAGAAUUUACCCCGCGCCCAGGUCUCCCAGUGUGAAGGGAAGGACUUUGAUUCUCCUUGAUGUCAAUACAAAAACCCCAGUCAGGACUGUCAGUGAGAACUUUCUUUCUGUUCAGCUCGACCCUUCCAUUGUCCACGAUGGCUGGCUGGACUUUCUAAGUUCCAAGAGGUUAGUGACGUUGGCUCGAGGUUUGGCUCCUGCCUUUUUAAGAUUUGGGGGAAGGAAGACAGAUUUUCUGCAAUUCCAGAACCUGAAGAAUCCGGCAAAGAGCAGAGGAGGACCUGGGCCAGACUACUAUCUAAAGAACUAUGAGGACGAUAUUGUACGUAGUGAUAUCUCUCUUGACAAGCAGAAAGGCUGCAAUAUUGCCCAGCACCCAGAUACCAUGCUGGAACUGCAAAGGGAAAAGGCAGCACAAAUGCAUCUUGUUUUAAUGAAAGAACAAUUCUCAAACACUUACAGCAAUCUGACACUGACAGCCAGGUCUCUUGACAAACUCUAUAACUUUGUUGACUGUUCUGGACUCCAUCUGAUAUUUGGACUUAAUGCUCUUCGGCGAAACUCUGAUAAUUCUUGGAACAGUUCCAGCGUUCUCAGUUUACUGAAAUACAGUGCCAGCAAAAAGUACAACAUUUCAUGGGAGCUAGGAAAUGAACCCAACAACUACCGGGCAUUGAAUAGCCGUGGUGUUAAUGGUAGUCAGUUAGGAAAGGAUUACAUUCAGCUGAAGAGCUUGCUGCAGUCUAUUCGCACCUAUUCCAGAUCCCAUUUGUAUGGACCUAAUAUUGGACGCCCUAAGAAAAAUGUCAUAGCCCUUCUAGACGGUUUCAUGAAGGUGGCCGGCAAUAUAGUGGAUGCUGUUACAUGGCAACACUACUAUAUUGAUGGAAGAGUGAGCAAAGUGAUGGAUUUCAUGAAAACUCGACUGCUGGACACUCUUUCUGAUCAAAUCAGAAAGAUUCAGAAAGUGGUGAAUCUGUACAGCCCUGGAAAGAAGGUAUGGCUUGGAGGAGUUGGGUCACCACGGACUAGAGGCACUAAUAACUUCUCAGACACAUAUGCUGCUGGAUUCUUGUGGCUGAACACUUUAGGAAUGUCAGCCAAUCAAGGUAUUGAUGUUGUGAUCCGACAUUCAUUCUUUGAUCAUGGCUACAGCCAUCUGAUAGAUCAAAAUUUCAACCCGCUGCCGGAUUACUGGGUGUCUCUUCUUUUUAAAAAACUUGUUGGACCUAAAGUAUUGGCAGUUCACGUUGCUGGAAUACAAAGAAAACGUCGUCCAGGAAAAGUAAUACGCGAUAAGCUUCGGAUUUAUGCUCACUGCACCAGUUACCAGAAUCAUAACUAUGUGAGAGGAUCCAUAACACUUUAUAUCAUCAACCUACAUCGAUCAAGAAAAAAAAUCAAGCUUGCGGGAACACUGCGAGACAGGAUUGUGCAUCAGUAUCUUCUUCAGCCAUUUGGAGUUGAGGGUAUACAGUCAAAGUUAGUGCAGCUGAACGGACAGCCCCUUGCCCUGGUUGACGAUGGAACCCUCCCUGAGCUCAAACCAAGACCACUGAGACCCGGCCGUACACUUGUCAUUCCUCCCUUGAACAUAGGCUUUUAUGUGGUGAAGAAUGUAAAUGCAGUGGCUUGUCGAUAUCGGUAGUUGAACCUUUUGCCACGAUUAACACAAAACAUCCAGUGUUCUGUCUAUUGUGAUCAAACUAACAGUGAAGAGACUCACGAGAAGCCCAUCCUGCUGGGGGCCAAUGUAAGUGUGUAUCCCAGUGCACCCUAGCAGGGUGGCUUUUGCAUUAUCCAGGCUACUUUAAACUCUUUAUGCACUAGUUUGCUCACCUGUAUCAGGCUGGUAUCACACAGGUAGAUUAGUAACUGCUGUAUGUAGCUGUCGAUGCAUAUUACUAAUCUCCCUGUAUGACAUGAGCUUUAAGGGGGUGCAGGGAACACAUCAGCUGGAAGCAAAAUGAUCUAUUCAUUACUUAUCAUAUUGUCAAAAAUCAAACUUAUUUCUUCCACUCAUUUUUACCCCUCAAAAAAACGUAGGUUUCCUACUGUUUAUAUAGCAUGAUAAUGACAAUGUAAAGCUAUUCGGCACAAGCUUCGAAAACUCAAUCAAAUACAAGAUACACUCGAGAAUUAAAUAAGAGUGCGACUGCAAGAUAUGCUUUCUUCCCAUACCCAUAAAUGCCAUAUUUCUCUAUGACAGGCACAAGAAAUAACUAUAUUUAUAUAUAGGUAUAUAUACAAAUAUAAGUAGUAGGGUCUCCCUACUACUCAGUAAAAGUUUUAUUUUAGUAUGAUAAGCAACUGGGCUACUGUUUGAAACGCUGUAUGUUUUUACUACAGUGUUCACAAUUUAUUAGACACGGUUUCUCCCAUAUACUAUCAGAAGAGGGUGCAGAAGGAACCUGUUAUGGGUCUGGUUUACAAACACAGGAGCUACACUACACAAGUCCAGAUGCUAAUCAGCAACUGUUUUCCAACUUCAAGUUGGAAAAUAAAAGUAAACAUGAUUGGUUGUUAUAGGCAACUGCAUUUGCGCACUUUAGCACCUGUGUUUAUAUAUAAGCCCUUAUAUGUACUGAACAUGUAUUUCCCUGGGUUUAGACCCAAAUGUAAAGUACAUGGAACUCCUCUGAAGAGGACUAAGCCCUGGCAUAACGAACCAUGAGGCUAAUGUACCACUUUCUGUAACCAUCCACCUAUGUAUUAUAAGAUAUUGAGACUCCAUCACAUCUUUUUAUUUAUGUAUGUUCAUGCAGGCAUAUCUUAACAUCCAUGUUCCUACGGAGCAGCUCUCCUCUUCCUCCAAGUUCAUAACUUUGGGUACAGAUUGUGCUUUUGAGAGUACACCAACACCCUGCACAUUUGCUUCAUCUUGGAAGAACAGGAGAAGGAGAACCCACUAAGAUAUGUCUUCUCUUUCAAGGCUAGGGCUGAAUUGUGUGCCAGUUCCAAGGAAAGAUCAGUUCAAAUGUAUCUGACAUCAUGUUCUAGGCUUUUAGGAAUGGACUUGUCUUGGAUCUAGGAGCAUUAUUCAUUUCUACUAAGGAAAUAGAAGGGGGAUCCUAACUGUGAUGCUCAUGGAUAGAGAGUUACUGGGCUACUUGUGCUACAUUAUAACAGUGUGUAUUGAAGUCCUUCUUCGUUUAGACGGUGUAGAAUUUAGCUGCACCCAUGGCUCAGGUAAGUUUAUUAACAAUGUCCAAGUUUGCAGCUGGCCAGUUACCCAUAACAACCAAUUAGUGAUAAGCUUUUUCAGCCAGCUACUGGUAGAAAUGUAAGGCAGAACUUUGACUGGAUGCUAUGGCUGCUUGGGUGCAAGUGCUGAUCAAUGAGCCCCAGAGGUUUUAUAUAUAGUGAUAUAAAAGUACCCCCUCUUGUAAAAUAUAAGGAUAUUAUAAGUUACCGAGG